Molecule: messenger RNA, 1028 nt
Organism: Cylas formicarius (sweet potato weevil)
Lineage: Eukaryota; Metazoa; Arthropoda; Insecta; Coleoptera; Brentidae
Exons: 4
Coding region: 259-972 (237 amino acids)
Source: RefSeq, a predicted model, not a curated record
UUUUGUUAUUUUUCACGUCCAAGUCAUUUCAAUUUCAAAGUAGUAAAUUUCAUUUCAUGAACAAAUGAUGCAUUGCACGUAGUGGGUUAUCCACCACUCCCAAAUAAGAAUUGUAACCGUGAUCGGUAUACUGUUUUCUUCAUUUACGCCGUCAGCAAGUUGUCAACAAUAAGUCAUACUUUAGUGUUUUGCGAAUUAGCGAAUCAUCGUUGCAGUCUACCCAAUUUGAGAAAUGUACAAAAUUAAAAGAUCCAUUACAUGAGCUGGCCAGUUGUUCGCACAACAAGGAAGAAGAUCAAUAAGUCCCUAGUUGUACUAGGAAUUGACUUCUUGUGGUUUAUUAUGGAAUCAUCAGGAGAAACAUCGGAGUUGCAGCAGCUGGUUUCCAGUGAUGCAGAAAACGAUGAUAGCACAGUGCAAGAAGACACAGCAGAAGGGAAAAUAGUAUCACCAAUGAGAAGCACUAAAGUAUUUUCUUCAUCAGCGAAUACAAGUCAUAGCUCAUUUACAAGAUCUGCAGGCAAAGGAAAUAUUGCUCCUAUGUUGGGUGGUUCCAAAAUUUCUUUUAUUAAUGAGAGAAAAUUAACAAGAGAUCCUCCAAAGUCUGGUGUUGUCAGACCAAGAAAUGCUCAUAAAGAACUCCCUAAAACAGAUAUCCACCACCAUUCUUUUAUAUCCCAAGUGCCUGAUGUUCGACACAUGGAAAGAGCUUUGUUAGAUCUGCUAGCCGAUUUUCAUUCUGGAAAACUUAAGGCAUUUGGAGGUGACUGCACAAUGGAACAAAUGACAAAUAUUAGAGAACAACAAGAAAAAUUAGCCAAACUGCAUUUUGAUUUAGGAGGAGCAGCUACAGCACCAUCAUUAAAUGAUGAAAACCUUAAAAGUUCGCAAAAUACAAUGAGCCAAUUAAUUCAAAGGCUGGAACAGUUGAGUGUUUCUAUUGAAGCUUUACAUAGCAAUAACAGCAGCUGAUAUGUGUUUUAUGUGAUCAAUUUCUUGUAAUUUAAUUAAAUUUAUUGAUAGUAAAA